Molecule: messenger RNA, 2312 nt
Organism: Manis javanica (Malayan pangolin)
Lineage: Eukaryota; Metazoa; Chordata; Mammalia; Pholidota; Manidae
Source: RefSeq, a predicted model, not a curated record
AGGAGUAUUUGUUGCGACUUUAAGCAAUGGUUACAAGGGAAGAGAUAGAGAAGAAUGGGGCCAGCCCUGCAAGAAAUGGAGAUCUCAGUAAGAGCAUUUCAAGACCAAUCAGCAGGACCCUACUGUAAUUCAGAGCCCCCUGUCCCUAUAUGUGUGAAAAAUAUAUUGCUUUGGAAAUUCCCUCUAAAACUCAGUCCGGUUAACUUGCCAUAGUUGGUUAAAUUGAUUAAAUUUGCAAAAUGAAUAAUCACCUAUCUCUUCUAGAAUUUGUUUCAAGGAAACACCGAAAUGAAAGUAACAGGAAAAAUAUGUAAGAUACAUGGUCAUUAAAUUCUAGAAGAAGCUUGAUUUUCUUUUGUGGGGGUUUGGAAUUUUAUGGACCGUGUGAUUUCAGCAAUUCUGGUCACAUAUAGUUCACCCAGCUCUUGAAAGCUGAAAAACCAGGGUGAUCCUUUUCUUUCCUCUUUGCUUCCUUCUCUUUUUCUUCUUUCCCUCACUCUUUCCUUUCCCUCGCUAUUCCCUUUUCACCCAACUAUGUCCAGCAAUUUUGUUUCAUCCUGUGAUGGAGAUUUGCUCUCCUGUAGUCUGUGCCUUUUUUUGUCUUUUCGGUCAGGCAUAUCUCAACCAGUUCUACUCUCUUGAAGCAGAAGGCAGUCAUCUUGUUCAAAGCAAGAACAGGAGUCUUACAGAUGGCAAACUUCAGGAAAUGCAAGCAUUUUUUGGAUUGACAGUGACUGGAAAACUGGACGCAAACACUCUUGAGAUCAUGAAGGCACCCAGAUGUGGGGUGCCUGAUGUGAGUCAGUAUGGCUACACUCUCCCAGGAUGGAGAAAGCGCAACCUCACAUACAGAAUCAUGAAUUACACUCCAGAUAUGGCACGAGCUGAUGUGGAUGAGGCCAUCCAGAAAGGUCUAGAAGUGUGGAGCAAAGUCACCCCACUGGUCUUCACAAAGAUUUCCAGGGGGAUCGCAGACAUUAUGGUUGCCUUUAGGACCCGAGUCCACGGUCGGUGUCCUCGUUAUUUUGACGGCCCUUUGGGAGUCCUCGGCCAUGCCUUUCCUCCUGGUCUGGGUCUGGGUGGAGACGCUCACUUCGACGAGGAUGAAAAUUGGACCAAGGAUGGAGGAGGAUUCAACCUAUUUCUUGUGGCUGCUCAUGAAUUUGGUCAUUCACUGGGGCUCUCUCACUCCAGUGAUCAAACAGCUUUGAUGUUCCCAAAUUAUAUCUCCCUGGAUCCUAGCAAAUACCCACUUUCUCAGGAUGAUAUCAGUGGAAUCCAAUCCAUCUAUGGAAGUCUACCCGAGGUACCUGCUAAGCCAAAGGAACCCACUGUGCCCCAUGCCUGUGACCCUGAUUUAAGUUUUGAUGCUAUCACCACUUUCCGCAGAGAAGUAAUGUUCUUUAAAGGCAGGCACCUAUGGAGGAUCUAUUAUGAUAUCACUGAUGUUGAAUUUGAGUUAAUCUCUUCAUUCUGGCCAUCUCUGCCAGCUGAUAUUCAAGCUGCAUAUGAGAACCCCAAAGAUAAGAUUCUGGUUUUUAAAGAUUAUCCCAAAUCCAUCCAUACACUUGGCUUUCCAAGAUAUGUGAAGAAAAUUGAUGCAGCUGUCUGUGACCACAACACAAGAGAAACCUACUUCUUUGUGGGCAUUUGGUGCUGGAGGUAUAAUGAGGCGAGCCAAACCAUGGACAGAGGGUACCCACAGCGGGUGGUAAAACGCUUCCCAGGAAUUGGAAUCCGAGUUGAUGCUGCCUUCCAGCAUAAAGGAUUCUUCUAUUUCUUCCGUAGAUCAAAACAAUUUGAAUAUGACCCUAAGGCAAAGAAUAUUACCCGAAUGAUGAAAUCCAAUACUUGGCUCCAAUGUAAAGAACCAUUAAACUCAUCACCUGAUUUCAGUGUCAGUGAGGGACAAGUACACUCAGAAGGAGUGAAGAUGGUUUACCCCAAGACUUUAAACUUGCUUAUUUUCAGUAUAGUUCAUGUACUGAAAAAAAUCUACAUUUAUCAAUAAAUUCAUAGAACUAAAAUAAACCUCAAGAGGUCAUUUAAUCUGAACUGUGCAUCAAAGUAGAAAAGAACUAUAGCUGACUCUUGAAUGCUGCAGGGGUUAAGAGCUCCAACCCCCUGUGCAGUUGAAAAUCCACAUACAGUUUUUGACUCCCCAAAAAUUUUACCAAUAUCCUACUGUUGACUGGAGGCUUUACAAAUAACAUAAAUAGUCCAUUAACAUAUAUUUUGUAUGUUGUAUGUAUUAUAUACUCUAGUCUUUCAAUAAAGUAAGCUAGAGAAAUUGUCACAAAUCUCCAAAAAAA